Funneliformis geosporum is the source of this 2121-nucleotide messenger RNA. The record is from the annotation of a GenBank genome assembly. Lineage: Eukaryota; Fungi; Glomeromycota; Glomeromycetes; Glomerales; Glomeraceae.
AUGCGAACUACUCCUCCGGGACAACAUGGUCCCAAGAAAUUAAAAAAGAAAAAAAUUUCUCCUUAUGGUAUCCAAAAUCGCGAAAAACAAAAGAUACGCUUUUCUUACGGUCUGAAAGAAAAACAAUUAAAAAAUCUCUUUCUUAAAUUACAAGGAAAAAAAGGCAACACCGCUCAACUUAUAUUAACUUAUUUAUAUCAUUUCCUUGUCAACCAAGCAAAAAUAAAUAAGCCUGGUUAUUUGGUAGAACCCCAAGAUAUUAUUACCUUAACCAAAGCAAUGCACGAUAAUAAAUUAAUUAAACAACAAUUGGAACAAAAGGUUAAGACGGCGGAUUUUUUGAAACUAGAUAAAGAAAAACUAGAAAUUACUUAUCUUCGUCAUCCUUCCAUGGAAGAAUUAGAAAAAGAGAUUGAAGGAAUUGAUUUUGCUUCGGAUUUGAAGUCCCAAGUAGUCACGGUUUUAAAGUCUCCGCACAAACAUAAAAGAGCCCAAGAACAUUUAGGGAGAAUAACCCAUCGGCGUUUAAUCCAAGUGGUAAACGCUUCCUUUGUGGAUUUGAAUAAAGCUGGUUUAACGGGCUCUUAUCCACAAAUUUCGCGGGGAGUUCAAGUUAGGAUAAAGCAAUCUCCAAGCCAAAAAAAAGUUAAUAAAAAUCAAAUCAUAUCUACUAACGAAAAACAAGAUAUUUACCCUUAUAACGAAAAGAGUUUGGUAACUUCUAAGCAUAAUUACGAACGAGCCGACAAUUACAAUCCGUCAGCGGAAUUAAAAUUUGAAGAAAAUGGGAAAAAAUUAAGCGAAUUAUUUUUAGGAGUCUUUUGGUUUUGGCAAAAAAAACUGGCUGGACAGCAAGCAAAAUUAAAACAGACCCAAAUUAAACAGCAAAAAAAAGAAAUUAAUUUUACCACCCACGAAGAAAAAAAUCGCUUAACGCAAAUUACUCUAGCCAACCAAACAAAAAAUCUUCAACAGGAAGAAAAAAGAGUAAAUGAUUUAAAAAUUUCGCAAAUGGAGGAAAAAGAAGCCCAAGAAACUCUUUUUUUGCGUUUAAAAGAAAAAAUCAAAGACAACUUGGAUAAACAAGCCCAAAAAGAAAUCAAACGUAGCCAAGCCAAAAUUGAAGAAGAAACCACCAAAAUUAUCUGCUUAGCCUUGGAAAAAUACAGCUCAGAACUGGUAUAUGGCCGAACCGUCAGCCAUUUGAAAAUAGAGGAUAGUCGUAUCAUGGGACGAAUCAUUGGGCGGGAUGGCCGCAAUAUUAACCUUUUUCGCAAAAUUACGGGAACCGAGGUUUUAAUCCCUGAAAAAAUUGCUACCCGUACUUUACAACGUUUAAUUAAUGAACAAAAAAUUAGCCCUUUACAAAUUGAAAAUAUUUUUCAAGAAACCAGCCAAGAAAUAGAGGAAAUUAUUUUACAAAGCGGAGUUGAGGUUUUGGCUGAACUACAAAUCGGCUCCAUUCAUCCGGAAUUAAUAAAAUGCUUAGGUAAAUUAAAAUUUCGUACCAGUUAUGGGCAAAAUGUUUUAGAGCAUUCUUUGGAAGUAGCCAAACUAGCCGGGUCUAUUGCGGCUGAAUUAGGUUUAGAUAUUAAUUUAGCCCGGCGGGCUGGUUUAUUACAUGAUAUCGGCAAAGCUAUUGAAGACGAUGGCCUUUCUCAUGUAACGAGUGGUAUAGCUUUGGCUAAACAAUAUAAAGAGUCCGCCGUAGUUAUUAACGCCAUUGCUUCCCAUCAUCGGAACUUCCCGGCGGAUAAUCCUUAUUCUUUAAUUGUUUCCGCCGCCGACACCCUUUCGGCCGCUCGUCCCGGAGCCCGGGGUCAACAGUUAGAAGCCUAUAUCGCCCGCAUGGAAAAUUUAGAAAAGUUAGCCCACGAACUUCCCGAAGUAGAAAAAAUUUAUGCUUUCCAAGCCGGGCGGGAAAUUUGGGUGAUAGUAAACGCUCAAAAAGUUAACGAUUAUCAACUUUUAGAAAUUUCUGAAAUACUACAAAAUAAAAUUCGCGAAAGAGUUAUUAUUCCGGGGGAAAUAAUCAUUUCGGUUUUACGAGAAACUAAACUCAUUAAAAAAAUGAAUACUUUUUCGCAAAUUAGUAGCCCCAAAAAGAAGCAAAAUAAAUAA